This is a messenger RNA of Lemur catta (Ring-tailed lemur), 2112 nucleotides long. It is a transcript of the gene NOL3, whose product is annotated as nucleolar protein 3. The record is from RefSeq and is a predicted model, not a curated record. Gene Ontology annotation, cellular component: mitochondrion. The transcript is spliced from 4 exons. Lineage: Eukaryota; Metazoa; Chordata; Mammalia; Primates; Lemuridae. Bases 804 to 1436 code for a protein of 210 amino acids. Gene Ontology annotation, molecular function: cysteine-type endopeptidase inhibitor activity involved in apoptotic process; death receptor binding; caspase binding. Gene Ontology annotation, biological process: negative regulation of release of cytochrome c from mitochondria; negative regulation of extrinsic apoptotic signaling pathway; negative regulation of intrinsic apoptotic signaling pathway.
CGAGACUCUGUCUCAAAAAAAAAAAAAAAGAUAAAGCAAGAGAUGGCUGUUAAGUCAUCCCCAGGUCAGCAGGGUUACAGCUGGGUCUCAGGUGAUGUCAGAUCUUGGUCAGAGCUAGGACUCAAAAGAUUCAGGUAUCUCUGCUAAGGUAUCAUGGAACCAGGAAAAGCCAUGAGACCACACUGGGGCUGCAACAUGUUGGUGAGAGGGGCAGGGCUGGGGCUCAUAGUGGAAAGUUGGACCUCAGGGUUAGGGUAAGGAGAGAGGAGCAGGGGAAGACUCUCAGUGCUGUGCUCUGGAUACAGAGGGGACUAGAGGGCAGAGUGGGGCAGCAGGAAGCCCUCAUCGGGGGUUUUGCAGAGGCCAGGCAGGAGGUAAAAGAUUAAAGUCAGUGGUGAGGAUGGUGAGAGAAACACUCACAGACAGACUGGAAAGGACUUGAGGGCAAGCUGGGUGCGGGGUAUCAGGAUCAAUCCUACUUUUUUCUGCACGGUGAGGCUAAGGAAGCAGAUUUGGGAAAGAAAACGAGGUUAGUUUGGAUAAACUGGGUCUGAACCGGUCUCGGGAUUUGCCAGGGGCUGGGGCUCAGGAGGAGGUCCUGGUUGGGGAGAGCAGUCAAGUAGAUUGCAGUCCUAGGGUAGCGCGUAGGGGAGGAGAACCACAGCUGACGUGUAGGGACAGAAGGAGGAGCCUGAGGAGACAGGACAGAAGCGGCCGGAGGGGCAAGAGGACAGCAGUUCUGUGCGGAGGCCUCCAGGUCCUGUGCUGCGGUGCCGACUGGCCACCGGGGUCAAGCCCUGACCAUGGGCAACUCGCAGGAGCGGCCGUCAGAGACAAUCGACCGCGAGCGGAAGCGCCUGGUGGAGACGCUGCAGGCGGACUCGGGGCUGCUGCUGGACGCGCUGCUGGCGCGGGGCGUGCUCACAGGGCCUGAGUACGAGGCGUUGGAUGCACUGCCUGAUGCGGAGCGCAGGGUGCGCCGCCUGCUGCUGCUGGUGCAGGGCAAGGGCGAGGCCGCUUGCCAGGAGCUGCUGCGCUGCGCUCAGCAUACGGUGCGCGCGCCGGACCCCGCCUGGGACUGGCAGCACGUGGGCCCGGGCUACCGGGACCGUAGCUAUGACCCUCCGUGCCCGGGCCAUUGGACGCCCGAGGCACCUGGCUCGAGGACCGCAUGCCCCUGGCUGCCCAGAGCUUCAGACACCGACGAGGCCGGGGGCCCUGAGGGCUCUGAGGCGGUGCAAUCCGGGACCCCAGAGGAGCCAGAGCCAGAACCGGAAGCUGAGGCCUCUGAAGGGGCUGAGCCGGAGCCAGAGCCCCAGAUGGAUCCGGAACCAGAGCCGGAGGCAGAACCAGAACCGGAACCGGAGCCGGAGCCUGAGCCUGAGCCCGAGCCCGAGCCUGACUUCGAGGAGGGGGACGAGUCCGAAGAUUCCUGAAGACCAGAACGCUGACCGGCUGUUCCCUGCCCAAGCUGGAUAGGACAUGGUAUCCUGCUGGAGCUGGAUGGGAUGCCACCGAGGCUUCGUCCAGCCCAGUACCGCUGGAAGUGAAUAAAGUCCGGAGGGUCGGCCUGGGCCUGGGCUCUCUCCACGAUUCUGGCUGUUUGCUCAGGAACUUAGGGUGCGCGCCUGCCUCUGAGUCCCCGUGACCUGAGCAGCCCUGUGCCCCCUACACCCACCGCCCAGUCCUCAGCCCUAUUUCCCCCAGUAACCCCAGCUGCACCCUGGAGACCCCAGAACAAAGCCCCUAAUAGGACAAGAGCCUGACACCUGCUACACUGCCCUUUCCCCUAAUGAGCCAUCUGGGGGCCUGUGUAGGCACCUGCCCAACUCCACGGAAGCCCCUGGGCUUGAUGCACUGAGCAAGGGAAGGCGGGCUUUUCUCCACUUAGGGAGGACUUAGAGCUCACAGCCUUGAGAAGUGAGAUUAGAAAAGAGGAAUGGGAAGGGACCUUGGGUAAACAGAGGCCACACACAUCAUUGUCAUUACUGUUUUAAUUGUCUGGCUUCCCUCCAGACCCUCCAGUGAAGGUCCUGACUAGUUAGUAACUAGCACACAGAAGGCGCUCUAUACAUACUCGCUGGCUAAAUGAAUAAAAACUUUCCAACCCAA